Molecule: messenger RNA, 757 nt
Organism: Panicum hallii
Lineage: Eukaryota; Viridiplantae; Streptophyta; Magnoliopsida; Poales; Poaceae
Product: transmembrane protein 18-like
Exons: 4
Coding region: 69-560 (163 amino acids)
Cellular component (GO): nuclear membrane
Source: RefSeq, a predicted model, not a curated record
GCUCAAAUAACUCGUCUCCUUUCCCGAGCUCUCCAGUUCAGUCCGAGCUCCGCCGCGCGCGUAGCCCGAUGGAGGAGGUUCAGGCCGCCAUGACGGCGCACCUGGACCAGGUGUCUGGUCUCGUGCAGGCGCUCUCCUCCGAGCUCCGCCGGGGCAUGGGCCCCGCCGCUGACAACCUGCGCGCCUUCGUCCGCGCCGUCGACUGGACGGAGCCAUGGCUGAUGUGCUUGAUGGCAUUCCAUGUGAUUCUGCUGCUCACCGCCGUCGGGUUCAGGAGGAACGCUAACUUUCAGCUGUUGCUGCUGUUUCUUGCUUAUUCAGGAGUGUAUAUGGCGGAAAAGAUGAACAGAUACCUGGGAGAGCACUGGAGGAGCUUUGCCAGUCAGAAUUACUUCGACCGUUCUGGAGUUUUCAUCUCUGUCAUCUGGUCUGGGCCACUUAUCUUCAUAUCUAUUGCCAGUGUGGUUAGCAGCCUCAUUGCAUUAUGCCGGUUGAUGGUGAAAUGGAAGAGAGCAGAGCUUAGGCACCGGGCCCGACUUGCUCGCGACAAGCAGGACUGAGAAAAACAAAUCAUGCUGGACGUGCUAGCACGUAAUGGGCGUCUAUUGCUACUGUUCUUGCUGGUCAUGAACUAUAAUAGUUAUAGUUGGCAUAGUACAUGAGAAAACAGAUUUGGCAUAUGUACCAUCGUGUUUUCGGUUGUAUAUGUACUCUGAUGUGGAGAUGUAAUUUCAAUUAAAUCAACACAGUUCGUAAA